UUCAAUCGAUUUCCUGUGCGUGUUAGGAACGCGUCUUAACGAGUUAAUGUUUGGUGCAUUCGUUACUUCUUUCUUUUCAUUCUCUUAAUUGAGGAAACAUUAAGAAAGAAAAGAAGAUGUCUAAGGCUGAUGAGAAUGCGGAUACUGGUGAUACAGGAGAUAAUUCCAAUGGUUCUUCGGCAGAAACCACAUCUUCCCGGGGUGGCGACUUUGAAACAAAACUCGAGUCAGAUCGAAGUAAGAGGUUUGAUUACUUGCUCAAGCAAACAGAAAUUUUUUCACAUUUUAUGACCAAUAAUCAAAAAGACAAAGCUGGAAGCCCAUUAAAAGUUAAACCUGGCAGACCAAGAAAACAACCAGAAAAUUUAAACAAAUCUGAUUCCGGUGAUCAUAGACAUCGAAAAACAGAACAAGAGGAGGACGAAGAAUUGUUAGCUGAAAGCAAUGCCAGUGUUGCACCAACUACACGUUUUGAAUCCUCACCUCAUUAUGUUAAAUCUGGUGAGUUAAGAGAUUACCAGAUACGUGGUUUAAAUUGGAUGAUAUCGCUUUAUGAAAAUGGUAUCAAUGGUAUUUUGGCGGAUGAGAUGGGUCUUGGUAAGACACUUCAAACCAUAUCAUUAUUGGGAUAUAUGAAACACUUCAGAAACAUUCCUGGUCCUCAUAUUGUUAUUGUUCCAAAGUCUACACUUGCCAAUUGGAUGAAUGAAUUUAAAAAGUGGUGUCCUUCUUUAAGAGCUGUAUGUCUAAUAGGAGAUGCAGAAAGUAGAAAUACUUUUAUUAGAGAUGUCAUGAUGCCUGGUGAAUGGGACGUAUGUGUUACCUCAUAUGAAAUGGUAAUCAAAGAAAAAUCAGUAUUUAAAAAAUUUAAUUGGCGUUACAUGGUAAUUGACGAAGCUCAUAGAAUUAAAAAUGAAAAAUCUAAAUUAUCUGAAAUAUUGAGGGAGUUUAAAACAGCUAAUAGACUUCUUCUUACUGGUACACCAUUACAGAACAAUUUACACGAGUUAUGGUCGUUACUUAACUUUUUAUUACCAGAUGUAUUUAACAGUUCAGAUGAUUUCGAUUCUUGGUUUAAUACUAACAGUUUCUUAGGUGAUAAUUCUUUAGUUGAAAGAUUACAUGCUGUUUUAAGACCAUUCCUUUUAAGACGAUUGAAGUCUGAAGUAGAAAAAGGUUUGAAACCUAAAAAGGAAAUUAAAGUUUAUAUUGGUCUGAGUAAAAUGCAAAGAGAGUGGUACACCAAAGUAUUAAUGAAAGACAUUGAUAUAGUGAAUGGUGCGGGAAAAAUAGAAAAGAUGAGAUUACAAAACAUUUUAAUGCAGUUACGUAAGUGUUGCAAUCAUCCAUAUCUGUUUGACGGUGCUGAACCUGGACCACCUUAUACUACAGAUGAACAUCUUGUUUACAAUUGCGGUAAAAUGGUGAUAUUGGAUAAGCUAUUGCCUAAAUUGCAAGAACAAGAUUCAAGAGUAUUAAUAUUUAGUCAAAUGACCAGAAUGUUAGAUAUUUUAGAAGAUUAUUGUCACUGGAGAGGUUUUCAAUAUUGUCGUUUGGAUGGUAAUACUGCACACGAGGAUCGUCAGAGACAAAUCAAUGAAUACAAUGCACCUAAUAGCGAAAAGUUUAUAUUCAUGUUAUCAACUAGAGCUGGUGGAUUGGGUAUAAAUUUAGCGACUGCUGAUGUAGUCAUUAUUUAUGAUUCCGAUUGGAAUCCACAAAUGGAUUUACAAGCUAUGGAUAGAGCUCAUCGUAUUGGACAACAAAAACAGGUACGUGUUUUUAGAUUUAUUACAGAGAACACAGUGGAAGAAAAGAUUGUCGAACGUGCAGAAGUCAAAUUACGUUUAGACAAAUUAGUCAUACAACAAGGUAGAUUGGUAGAUGCAAAACAGACUGCAUUGAACAAGGAUGAAAUGUUGAAUAUGAUCAGACAUGGAGCUAACGAAGUGUUUGCUUCGAAGGACAGUGCCAUUACCGAUGAAGACAUUGAUACAAUAUUACAAAAAGGUGAAGCCAAAACUGAAGAAAUGAAACAGAAAUUGGAAAGUUUAGGAGAAUCUUCUUUACGUAAUUUCACUGUCGAUGCACCAACCGAUUCAGUUUAUCAAUUCGAAGGUGAAGAUUAUCGUGAGAAACAAAAAAUAUUAGGAAUUGGUAACUGGAUAGAACCACCUAAACGUGAACGUAAAGCUAAUUACGCUGUCGAUGCUUAUUUCCGUGAAGCUUUAAGAGUAUCAGAACCAAAAGCACCAAAAGCUCCUAGACCUCCUAAACAACCAAUUGUACAAGAUUUUCAAUUUUUUCCUCCUCGAUUGUUUGAGCUACUUGAUCAAGAGAUAUAUUAUUUUCGACAAACUGUUGGUUACAAGGUUCCAAAGAAUCCUGAAUUAGGAUCAGAUGCAGCCAGGAUACAAAAGGAAGAACAACGCAAGAUAGACGAGGCUCAACCAUUAUCAGAUGAAGAAGUUGCUGAAAAAGAAAAAUUAUUAACUCAGGGUUUCACUAAUUGGACCAAAAGAGACUUCAAUCAAUUUAUUAAAGCUAAUGAAAAAUAUGGUAGAGACGAUAUAGAAAAUAUCGCUAAAGAGGUAGAAGGUAAAACUCCAGAAGAAGUUAUGGAAUAUUCAGCAGUUUUUUGGGAACGCUGUCAUGAGUUACAGGACAUUGACAGAGUAAUGGCACAGAUAGAAAGAGGCGAGGCCAAAAUACAAAGGCGUGCUGGUAUUAAAAAAGCAUUGGAUGCAAAGAUGGCCAGAUAUCGUGCACCAUUUCAUCAAUUAAGGAUAUCCUAUGGUACUAACAAAGGUAAAAAUUAUACUGAAGAAGAGGAUAGAUUUCUUGUUUGUAUGUUACACAAAUUGGGCUUUGAUAAGGAAAACGUUUAUGAGGAAUUAAGAGCGACCGUUAGAUCGGCACCACAAUUCCGUUUUGAUUGGUUUGUUAAAUCUCGUACUGCUUUGGAAUUGCAAAGACGAUGUAAUACUUUGAUAACAUUGAUAGAACGUGAAAACUUGGAAUUGGAAGAGAGAGAAAGGCAAGAGAGAAGAAAGAAGAGUGGCAAUGUUGGUGCCAAACCUGCUUCCAAACGAAAACAAGAAAAUUUGCCAGCGCCACAAGAUAAACCUAGAAAGAAGAAGAAAUAAAAAUAAUAUGAAUCUUUUACGAUUAAGUUUUACUCUAUACUUAUGCAUACAAAAAAAAAAAAAAAA
Molecule: messenger RNA, 3212 nt
Organism: Polistes dominula (European paper wasp)
Lineage: Eukaryota; Metazoa; Arthropoda; Insecta; Hymenoptera; Vespidae
Gene: Iswi
Product: nucleosome-remodeling ATPase imitation SWI
Biological process (GO): nucleosome organization
Cellular component (GO): chromatin; nucleus
Molecular function (GO): ATP hydrolysis activity; DNA binding; histone binding
Source: RefSeq, a predicted model, not a curated record